UUGGGUGGUGGUGGUUUUUGUUGUUGUUGUUGAUGUUUGGUGUGGUUUUGCUUUUUUUGGUUUUGUUUGUUUGUGAUUUUUGAUUUUGUGCUUUGUUGGGGUUUUUUGUUUGGUUUUUUGUGGUUUUUUUGCAUCGGAGGUCUCUGCAGGCAAACCUGUAAAAUCUGUGAAUCUGCUGGAGGACACAGAAAGCAGUGUAACACCAAGCGAAAUGUGUGCGCAUUCAUGUUCCAUCCUGGAUGUAAAGGAACUGGCUGAAUGAACACGUCGGGGAGGAAAUGAGAUCUGACUCCUCAGUUUUCUUCUCCUGCCACUCCUGUGAACAGCCCACGCACUUCUCCGGCACCACCCUCUCUUCUACAGGGGCUUUGCGACCCACCCUGGUUUGCUCAGAUGCCAGCUUAAUUUUAUGGUGUUGCUGCAAAAAAAGUGCCUCCUGUGCUGAAAAUGGGAUCUUCCACUAUUUAGCAAAGCUUUCCUGAAUGACUCAUCACAACCGGCUGGUAUUGGCUGGGCUGGUGAGCACCCAAGGGAUUGCCUGGCAGAGGCUUCAUUCACAGAAGUGUGAGGAUGCUAGCCAGCCCUUUCAUUCACACACACAGAAAUUUCAUUCACAUUUUGCAGUUUCGCUAGCCGCUUCUAAUCAAGAGAGCCAUUUGGGAGAAAUAGGGUUUUCUUGGCAGUAGAAACAUGUAAAAAUACGCUGUGGUGUGUAUAUUUGCUGUUGCUAUGCUAGGAGGAUGAAAAGAGAAAUGAAUGCUGUGUGGAUGCUGUGUCAGGUUUGCAGUGUACUGAUGGAAGGCUAUUCUGCACAUCACUACAAACCUGCUUUUACACUGAUUAGGACAUUGCCAUUGCUCAUCACUGCUGGAUAAAAGGAUGUCAGUUUGCUGCUACCUUGAGUUCUGAAUACUGUAGGAUUUUUUCAGUUUUUCAGAAUUAAACCAAACCUACGAGUGAAUUGAAGGUCCUCCUCAUGUUUUUCUUCAGCAUGAAUAUUGUGAUGAAAGAAAAAAAGAAUUGCUACAGGAAGUGAUUUGCAGUGUUCACUGAGCCUUUUGUUGAAGAGGAUCCUUCUCAUUUGUGUGAGUCAUGCUUUUGCUGUGAGCGAGUUGGCAGCUCUAAGUAGGACUGGGAUCUCUGUCACAGAAAACUGUUAUUUCACCCAGCCUUAACAGGGAACCAUAAGAAAUUUAUUUAGAAAAAUAUUUUUUUGCUCUUCCUUAUACUCGUUGCUUUUUUACCCCCAAAUCCUGUUAUCCAUCCAUGUUGUUAUGCAUCAUCUGCUAUGUUAGCACAGGCAUCUCCUCCAUUGGCAUCAGAUUUGCCAGAACAUAUGCAGGAAACCAGAUAGAAGGGCAUGCUUCAACGUACCAAGUAUAACCGCUUCAGGAAUGAUUCGGUGACAUCAGUUGAUGAUCUUCUUCACAAUUUGUCCAUGAACAGCAAAGUCUCAUCAGUUACUACGACUUCAACAGCAUCUUCGUACUUGGUAUCACCAGAGGUUCUUCACAAGGACGAAGAGGAUGGACCCACCACCCUGUGUACCCUCAUCCAUAAAGUGUCCCACUUGAAACUCUCUAACACAGGCAGCCUUUUGGGUAUCAAAAACCUCUCAUCUGCAGUAAAGGAGCUUGCUGUCUCUAAGUUGCAGGGAAGCUCAAGUGCUUCCAGCUCAGCAGCUGGGGCUUCAGAGAAUACAUGUAACCUUGUCUCUGCCACUUCGUGUUCUCAGCAGGACGUGAGCAAGAUGAGUAUGGGGAAAAAAUCACGGUCAGAGGAAAUGCACCUGGGAUGUGAAGACUGUAAUCAACGUAGCAGCUUUGUCAAUAAACCCUCUCGAGGAUGGCUGCACUUGAAUGAGAAGAUCCUGGGUCCUGGUGUGACGUACAUCGUGAAGUACUUGGGGUGUAUAGAAGUCUUACGCUCAAUGAGAUCUCUGGACUUCAAUACUAGAACACAGAUUGCCAGGGAAGCAAUCAGUCGUGUUUGUGAAGCUGUGCCUGGUGCCAAAGGAGCCUUCAAGAAACGAAAGCCACCAAGCAAAGUUCUUUCUAGCAUCUUGGGAAAGAGCAAUCUUCAGUUUGCAGGAAUGAGCAUAAUGCUGAAUAUCUCCACCACCAGCUUAAACCUAAUGACUCCUGAUACAAAACAGAUCAUAGCAAAUCACCAUAUGCAAUCAAUUUCCUUUGCAUCUGGAGGGGAUCAGGAUACAGCUGACUAUGUUGCAUAUGUAGCUAAGGAUCCUGUUAAUCGGAGAGCUUGUCAUAUACUGGAAUGCUGUGAUGGCCUGGCCCAGGAUGUCAUCAAUGCCAUAGGACAAGCAUUCGAGCUUCGAUUUAAACAAUAUUUGCAAUGCCCCUCUAAGAUACCUGCUUUCCAUGAUAGGUUGCAGAGUUUUGGUGAGCCGUGGAUGGAGGAAGACAACGAGGCAACAGAACAUCCCUAUUACAAAAACAUCCCAAAUAAAACGCCACCCCCUGGUGACUUCAUUGAUGCCAGACUCAAAGCAAGACUUCUUACCACCACAGAUACAGCUCAGUCUGCAGCAGGAGUGGGAGGAGAGCAAAUCUAUUACCAGAGUCAUCACUUAGGAGCCAAACUCUGUGAAGACUGGCAUCAUGGGUCCGUUAAAGAAGGAUCUCUGGAUAUUUGUAGUAUGCUGGAAGGGAAAUCACAAGUAACUCCAACAGCAGAGAUGCCAACAUAUGUAAACACCCAGCAUAUAAAUAUGGCAGCUCUACUGGCACUUCAGGCAGAUGCUGAAUGUACCUUCAGUGGAACAGCAGAUGAUACCAAAGAGAGCAGCCCAGGAACAGAUCUGUUUGACAUGAAACCAUUUGAAGAUGCUCUCAAGAACCAGCCAUCUGAGGUUGCAUUGAGGAAAUCCACCUCCAUGGGAUGCAGCAGUCCUCUUUUAUCCAGAGGAGCUGACUGGACUGUAGCUGAAGAGCUAAGUACAGAGCCAUGGUAUCAAGGAGAGAUGAGCAGGAAAGAUGCAGAACAGCUGUUAAAGAAAUGCGGAGACUUCUUGGUGAGGAAGAGUACCACAAAUCCUGGCUCCUAUGUGCUGACAGGCCUGCAUAAUGGACAGGCCAAGCAUCUUCUUCUGGUGGAUCCAGAAGGAACUGUUCGUACAAAAGAUCGUGUCUUUGACAGCAUAAGUCAUCUCAUCAAUCAUCAUCUUGAGAAUAACUUACCUAUAGUUUCUUCCGGAAGUGAACUCUGCCUGCAGCAGCCUGCUGAGAGGAAACACUGACUCCAGACAAUUAUUUUAGUUUUUGUAACCUGCAAGCUAUAACUGGUAGA
This is a messenger RNA of Apus apus (common swift), 3309 nucleotides long. RefSeq names its product SHC adaptor protein 3 (gene SHC3). The record is from RefSeq and is a predicted model, not a curated record. Gene Ontology annotation, molecular function: receptor tyrosine kinase binding. NCBI's taxonomy places the organism in Eukaryota, Metazoa, Chordata, Aves, Apodiformes, Apodidae. Gene Ontology annotation, cellular component: plasma membrane. The transcript has 14 exons. The coding region runs from base 1361 to 3259 and encodes 632 amino acids. Gene Ontology annotation, biological process: cell surface receptor protein tyrosine kinase signaling pathway; intracellular signal transduction.